AGGCUCCUUAUCGGCUCCCCAUCGGGGCGUCGCCUCCCGUCGCCUUCAAAACGGGCGGCGGUGACGGGGCGGCCGCAUCUCCCGUCCCAGCCCGUACUUGCCCGUCCCAGUCCGCAGCGGGCGGCGAACAGAACCAUGCUGCACUGGGGAUACGAUGAGCACAACGGGCCUGCCCACUGGAAGGAGGUUUUUCCUGUUGCCAAUGGAGACCGUCAGUCACCCAUUGACAUCAAAACUGAGGAAACCAAGUAUGAUCCCUCUCUCCGUUCUCUAAAUCCCAAUUACGAUCCAGCUUCUGCUAAAAUCAUCCUUAACAAUGGGCACUCCACCAGUGUCGAGUUUGAUGACAGCGUCAACAAAUCAGUGCUGACUGGGGGACCACUCAACGGGACCUACAGGCUGCGGCAGAUUCACUUCCACUGGGGAUCCAAUGAUGAAGCCGGCUCUGAGCACACAGUGGAUGGGAUGAAAUAUGCAGCAGAGCUUCAUGUGGUCCAUUGGAACUCAGAGAAGUAUUCCAGUUUUGUUGAGGCAGCUCGUCAGUCAGAUGGAUUAGCAGUCAUGGCAGUAUUUCUGAAGAUUGGUGAAUGCAACCCUCAGCUGAAGAAGAUUACUGAUCGCUUGGACACCAUCAGAAUCAAGGGUAAAAGAGCACUAUUCACCAACUUUGAUCCUAGCUGUCUGCUUCCCAAGUCCCUGGACUACUGGACUUACUUUGGCUCUCUCACUGUUCCUCCUCUUCUUGAGAGUGUCAUCUGGAUUGUUCUGAGAGAGCCCAUAAGUGUUUGUUCGGAACAGCUAGCCAAGUUCCGCAGCCUCCUGAGCACAGCUGAGGAUGAAGUUGCCUGCUGCUUGCUGAGAAACUACCGCCCUCCCCAGCCUUUAAAAGGACGAGAAGUCAGGAGGAAUUAAAGGAGUAAAGAUAGAAUAGUCUUCCUCUGAAACCAAAGGCUGAAUUAAUUUUAAUAGCUAAUAUUCUUAAUGAUUUUUUUUUUUUUUGGUGAGUUGUUUUAACAAGUAGGUGUUGUUUUGUUACUGGUUACCAUGCAAUCAUUUCUAACAGACAAGUAUGUCCUGAGCUGCUGCAGGUUCAUCAAUUUUAACAGGUCUGACUGUGUUUGAGUGCAUUGGUUUGGGAGUAUUGAGGCAUUAACAUGCACAGAGUGCAGUGCUAGUCAUAAGUUUCAGACGUGGUAAAGGAGUUGUCCAGAAUUUGCCACCAAAUUACUGAACAGGAUCUCUGAUAUUAAUGGUAUCAAAGGAUGCUAUGGAAUUAUUAUUUUGGUCUCUAGCAUAACAUUUAGCUUCUAAAUAAGACUUCACACUGUAAUUCUCAAGAAAAAGAUGUUUCAAAGCUGAUACAGUAUCAUUGCUGACUUCUGCAAUACCACGCUUACCUUCAUACAAAAAGCAGUAAUGACUGCUUUUAAGUAAAACAGAUAUAUGCAUAUGAUCCUGUUAUUCUGACUGCUUUAUAGUAGUAAAUAUGUCCUGAUUUUUAAUAUUUUUUAAGCAAACAGUAAGGAUUUUGUAUAUUCUAGGAUCAUGUCAGAUGGAUUAGGUAUUCCUGAAUUCCACCACUUGUAGUGAUGCAAUUGUCCUGAAAACUUAAAGAUGGAAGGGCACAGAGGGAAUUGUUUGUUCCUAAAUCCAGUCUGUUGCACUUGAUGAACAGUAAAGGACUAUAACACUAUACCUAUGUAGCAUCAGACUCCUACUACUUAAAAACAGGAGGCAGGGGUAGCUGUUGCUCCAGACUGUUUCCUGCUAGACACAUUGCACACUGCAGUGUGAAGCACAUGCUGCAUACCUCACGUCUUGCAGUGGAACACAGCACUACUCAGGUAUGUAAUGUAUCCUCGGUACUGGCUAAUGUUCUGCUAUAAUAGCUGAAUUUGGGUGGGUUGCACUUCUUUUCCAAGACCAAAGAUAGCAGUUAGACCAAGCCAAAGAAAUCAGAAUCAAUUCAAUAUCUAAUAAAAGAUCAGCCGUCAGCAGCAAUUGUUGAAAUGUCUGUCUUGAAUGAAUUUACUUGAGCCUGUGUUUCUCUCAGGAGCUUUUGUUAUCUGAAUAUAAUUGUUUGGUUUGUGUCAAAUUGAUUUUUAUUAUUUUUAAUGAAUUUACCACAGGAUAUAGCUAGUAGAGGAUUAGGUUUACCCUCAGACUGUGAGUACUAAAUAGUGAAAGCCAGUGAUACCUAAGCUAAAGAUUUCAUGAGCAGCAACUACCACCAGUCUCUGCAGUAACUUGUGACCAACUCGUCUUCUGUGACUGCUCUGCAUGAGUUUGUGUUUUUAUAGGUUUUAUAUGCUGUACCUUUUACCUCAAUAGGCCUUUUGAUCUUAGAUGGAUAAAUAUGAGGGAAAUCACAAUCAGGAUUGACUUUAUAUACCUUCUUAUAACUGAAUAAAUUAGACAUAGAGACAUAGAUAUUUUAGUUUAGAUUAAGAUAGGUGGAUUUUUUGUUUGUUUGUUUUCUCUUCCCCAGUAUAUAGCUACUGUUGCUGCAAGGCCUCUCAACACCUGCUGAAUGUUUUCUGAAUAAAGAGCACAAAUAGACCAUGGGAAAAAUAAAAGGCAUUUGGCAGUGGCAUAAAGAUUAGCCAAAGAGGAAAAACCUGCAGAUAGUUUUUGUUUUCUGGCAUAGGGAGAAGAAUGCAGCUGAAAAGACCUCACAUUGGUUCUUUAUGAAUGAGGAUGUCUGGAAAAUGUGCAUGAAGAAUGCAGGGGCGUAUGCGUGCUUUCAUACUCUUUUUUAGUCUUGGUGUUGAAUCUGAUAUGUUUCCUUGUCAUGUGAAUAGCUGCAGAACAUGAAUAAAAUGUUUACAAAUG
This is a messenger RNA of Melopsittacus undulatus (budgerigar), 2832 nucleotides long. Its product is annotated as carbonic anhydrase 13-like. Lineage: Eukaryota; Metazoa; Chordata; Aves; Psittaciformes; Psittaculidae. The record is from RefSeq and is a predicted model, not a curated record. Gene Ontology annotation, molecular function: zinc ion binding; carbonate dehydratase activity. The transcript is spliced from 7 exons. Bases 136 to 912 code for a protein of 258 amino acids.